Cajanus cajan (pigeon pea) is the source of this 1044-nucleotide messenger RNA. RefSeq names its product SEC14 cytosolic factor family protein / phosphoglyceride transfer family protein. The record is from RefSeq and is a predicted model, not a curated record. NCBI's taxonomy places the organism in Eukaryota, Viridiplantae, Streptophyta, Magnoliopsida, Fabales, Fabaceae.
AUACAGUAUGGAAUAAUAAAUAUAAAUUGAGGUAGCAGAGACAAAAUCCGUAGCAUAGCAAUUGCAACACAACUAACGGCGGCGAUGGGUGAUUCAUCGGAGGAUUUCUCGGUGGUGGUGUUGGCCUCCGACCUCGGCGUCGAUGCACGACCCUUCCUACAACAUGAUCAACAACAAGAAGAAGAAAAUUGGCACGAUUGUUCCCAAUACCUUUCCCCCGACGAGGACUUCUCCGAUCUCGAUCUCUUGCAAUUCCUCCGCUUCCAAGGCUCCGACAAAAACUCCAGUCCCAUUCUCCGUAUCGUCGGCAAGUACUUUCCCGCGACUGUUGUGAGUGCAGAGCGGCUGAAGAAGUAUGUGUUACACAAAAUUUGCAGUGAGUUGCAGGAAGGGCCGUUCUGUAUUGUUUACAUGCACAGCACUGUUCAGAAGGAGGAUAAUUCCCCUGGCUUAACCAUCUUAAGGUGGAUUUAUGAAGAACUUCCAGAUGAUUUCAAGGACAGGCUUCAAACUGUGUAUUUCGUCCAUCCUGGUCUUCGUUCCCGGCUUGUCAUCGCCACUCUUGGCCGGUUUUUCUUGAGUGGGGGGUUAUAUUGGAAGAUCAAGUAUGUUAGCCGGCUUCAGUACCUUUGGGAUGAUAUCAAGAAAGGAGAGAUUGAGAUACCAGAUUUUGUGAAAAGUCACGAUGAUAUUCUGGAGAAUAGACCCCUCACAGAUUAUGGCAUUGAACCUGACCCCUUUCACUUAACUGGGAUGCCUUCAUCUACCUUUUCAUUUGGAAAGUACGAGGAUAGAUGGGCCGCAAGAGAAUAUGUAUCUUAGUUAGGUAUUCCCUAGUCUGGUCACAUAAUGAAUGCCAACAUCUGUACAGAAUGGCUCUGGUAUUGUAUUUGUAUUUCUCAGACUCAUCUUUUAGUUUCUCUGUUUGUUGAUUUAAACUUGGUAUAUGACAUCAACUACAUGUUUUCCAUGCCAAGAGAAACUUAUUCAGUGGAUUAAUAUAUGAAAAUGUUCUAACUACUAGGUCAUGUUGAAGUGCUUGUA